AUGAUUCUCAGGAUUUGUUAUGCUCUAUUCGUAGUGUUAUGUAUUUUAACAUUGGUCACUUCAUCCGUCGUAUACCUCGAUGUUGAUAAUUAUGAAACUGUUAUUAAAAGUGCACAGGUUGUUUUUGUUGCGUUUUGUGCUGACUGGUGUCCAUUCAGUCGUCGCUUGAAGCCGAUUUUCGAGGAGGCUGCCCAAAAAUUCGCUCAAGACAAUCCGUCAGCAAGUGCUGUUUGGGCAAUUGUUGACAGUGUUCAACAGGCAACGAUCGCUGAUAAAUAUUUCGUGAACAAGUAUCCAACAAUGAAAGUUUUCAUCAAUGGUGAAUUGGCAACCAAAGAAUAUAGGGCAUCAAGGACCGUUGAGGCACUGACUGAAUUCGUGAAAGAGCAAUUGGCCACAUCAAUUCGUGAUUUCAAUUCGACCGAAGAACUCGAGCAGAUGAUGGACACGUCAAAGCGCAACAUGAUUGCCUACUUUACCGAUAAGAAUAGUGAAGAAUAUACCAAUUUCAAUAAAGCAGCUAUGAUACUUCGCGAGGAUUGUGCAUUCUACGUGGGUACAGAUCCGGCGCUCAAGGCUCUGAAUCAAAACAAAAUUAUCUUCAAGGACCCCGAUACUGAAGACGAACAACUGUUCUCUGGUAACUUCUCGGACUAUGAGUUCGUCAAACAAUGGCUAACAGACAAAUGCAUACCACUGGUUCGUGAAGUCACUUUCGAGAAUGUUGAAGAGUUGACCGAAGAAGGCCUUCCGUUCCUGUUGUACUUCAGAGAUCCUGCUGAUAAAGAGGGUGAUAAACUGUUCACCGAAUCGGUAAUUCGAGAGCUAUCAGAUCAAAAAACAGCCGUCAAUGCGCUAUUGGCCGACGGUCACAAAUUUGCUCAUCCGUUGAAGCAUCUUGGUAAAACCGAAAAGGAUUUACCUGUGCUAGCGAUUGACUCCUUCCAGCAUAUGUACAUCUUCCCAGAAAUGAGUGAAUUGCAUAAGCCCGGAAAGCUUCGUCAGUUCAUAAUGGAUUUGCACUCGGGAGAGUUGCAUAGAGAGUUUCAUUCAUCGCUCGAUAAGAAAAUGGCCGAUCUGCAGAAAUUGGUCGAAGAACAACCAGAAGUUUUCAACGAUACCGAUCAUAGUUCAGAUGAUCCAUUGCCACCGGCUAGAAUGCCCGAACCAACGCCGCCACCGUCAGUAUUCAAAGAGCUGAGACCAUCCGAAAAACGAUACUCAUUGCUCAAGAAAACCGAAUUAUAA
Molecule: messenger RNA, 1248 nt
Organism: Anisakis simplex (herring worm)
Lineage: Eukaryota; Metazoa; Nematoda; Chromadorea; Rhabditida; Anisakidae
Source: the annotation of a GenBank genome assembly